AUGGAGACCAGGCAACCAGGCGCAGAGUCGGAGGGCAGCAGCCUCCCGAUGUCCAGGUGCGGCUGGCCCGGGCCCACGGGCAGGGUGGAUGGAGUCGAGAAGGAGAACCUGCAGCCGGAAACAAAGGGCGCCACACGUGAGGGUCCUCCUGGGGCAGAGACCCCCUUGCCCAUCCUGCAGGCCGCCCGCUGCCGCACAGGCAGAGCAGACCACGCCGGUGCCCGUGGGACCCCCGUCCGCGGAGAAGGCCCCUCCACGGCCAUGCGUCAGGCCCCUGCCUCUCAGCCGCGCAGCCCCGAUCAACUGCAGGAGGAGCUGCGGCCUGAAGCUCAGGCGCUCCUGAGGCUGCCAAAGGCCCACAGCCAGUCCCACAAAAUCCCCGAAGCACGGGAGGAGGCUGACUCAAUUCCAGCGAUUCCAUCAGGCGUCUGA
Molecule: messenger RNA, 432 nt
Organism: Rangifer tarandus platyrhynchus (Svalbard reindeer)
Lineage: Eukaryota; Metazoa; Chordata; Mammalia; Artiodactyla; Cervidae
Source: the annotation of a GenBank genome assembly